This is a messenger RNA of Papaver somniferum (opium poppy), 1431 nucleotides long. RefSeq names its product transcription factor MYB78-like. Lineage: Eukaryota; Viridiplantae; Streptophyta; Magnoliopsida; Ranunculales; Papaveraceae. The transcript has 2 exons. The record is from RefSeq and is a predicted model, not a curated record. Gene Ontology annotation, cellular component: nucleus. Bases 52 to 1194 code for a protein of 380 amino acids. Gene Ontology annotation, molecular function: sequence-specific DNA binding; DNA-binding transcription factor activity. Gene Ontology annotation, biological process: regulation of DNA-templated transcription.
GACAAAAAAAACAGUUGAUACAUAUCCACAACAACAGCAAUUAUUGAGAGAAUGUAUUCAUCAUCAACUACUAUGAAUAAUAAUAGAAGAUCAUCAGCUGGUGGUGGUGGUGAUAGCAGUAGUUCUAGUACCACUAUGACAACAACACAAAGUAGCAGUGAUAAUGAAGAUAUGAUGAUGAUGACUAUGGAUUAUGAGCAGCAACAAGAGGAUCUUGAUCUGAGAAGAGGUCCAUGGACAGAUGAAGAGGAUCAUUUGCUUACUAAUUACAUUGCUAACCAUGGUGAAGGUCGUUGGAACUCUCUUGCUCAUGCCGCUGGUUUAAAACGUACCGGAAAAAGCUGUAGAUUGAGAUGGUUGAAUUACUUGCGCCCUGAUGUUCGACGCGGUAAUAUUACACCGGAAGAACAACUUAUGAUUCUUGAACUCCAUUCUCAAUGGGGAAACAGGUGGUCAAAGAUUGCUCAAUAUCUACCGGGAAGAACAGAUAAUGAGAUAAAGAACUAUUGGAGAACAAGGGUACAAAAACACGCCAAGCAACUCCGGUGUGAUGUUAACAGCAAACUCUUCAAAGACACCAUGCGUAAUGUUUGGAUGCCAAGAUUGGCUGAAAGAAUUCAAGCAGCAGCGGAUGGGACUUCUCUGGAAGCCACCAACACCAUUACAGGCCACCAUUUCAAUAAUAAUAUAGAUUUCACAUCAGUGGCAGAGAGCACCAACAUUAAUGACAUGGGCAUGAUCAAUACUAAUCGAACUAAUCGAAGAAGAAGUAUAAAGUCUGAGGACAACUAUACAACUGCUAAGGUUCCUGCUUCAUCAUCGACAGCCGAUUCUUUAUGGACAAACACGGGGACGACCCAAGUUCCUUCUCCGGUUUCAGACCUUACUUACGAUCAAUAUCAGUACCCUUUUGAGUAUAACUGUGAGAGCACUACUACCCAAACUUCACAUAUCAUGAAUUACCCAGAGUAUAUCAUGCCCAGUCCUAUAGGUUACAACCUAAACCAUGAUUUCAACUUUCAAGGUUGUACUACUAGUAGCGUCCACGAACAACAGAACAUGAGCAACAUUAGUGGCAAUUGGUUAGGGAGUGAUACUAGUAGUACUAUUACUCAAGAUAAUUCAUUAUGGGACUAUUUGUGGAACCCUAAUCAAGAUAUCAUGUUCAUACAACAACAACAACAACAGUUCUGAAAAUCAUCAUCAAAUAAAUACGGCAGGCAGGCAGAGAAAUGGAUAUGAUAUACAUAGACGGUGACAAACAGUUUAGAGACACUUUGUGAAAGACAAAAUGAUGAACAUUAAAAAUUGUGUUUAAUGUAUUUAGUUCUGGAUUAUCUUUUCCAGUGUCAUUCUUUUCAAUCAAGUUCUUUAAAAUUGUUGAUUGAAAUUGAAGUAUACAAAUAUAUAUUAGUAUCAGUAGAUGUAUGU